Molecule: messenger RNA, 5264 nt
Organism: Columba livia (rock pigeon)
Lineage: Eukaryota; Metazoa; Chordata; Aves; Columbiformes; Columbidae
Gene: LINGO3
Product: leucine rich repeat and Ig domain containing 3
Exons: 3
Coding region: 920-2737 (605 amino acids)
Cellular component (GO): extracellular matrix
Molecular function (GO): protein binding
Source: RefSeq, a predicted model, not a curated record
GCAGAUAAAUUGUUAUUGUUUAAAACAGCAAUUAAAUUCCUCCACACCCAUGUAAAUCUCCCAGUUUUAACUUCAGAUCCAGGGAUGAGGCUGAGGAGGAAACUCAAAUGGGAAAGCCCAAGAUGCUUGUGCCUGCAAUGAAGUUAUAAAUCCACAUCCUGGAGCAAACGAGCAGUAGGAGGCAGCCAGAAAUCUCCAUCAGCAGAGGCACUGGGCUGCAGCAAGGGAUGGAAGUUGCAAGUGGAACCGAUAAGACACUGAAGCCGGGAGAACUGUUGGCAUCUCUGGCAGCAUCCUGCACUAACGGAGCCAGUUCAGGCAAGAGCAUCUACUAGGGGAGCCUGUGGCACUACACAAGCCUGCAAUUCAGCGCUGCGCCCUGCUCCUCAACCAUGAUUUCUUCCCUCAGUUUCCCCAUCUGUAAAAUGGAGGACAUGCUGCCAAACCCUGCCUGAAAACCGCUGUCAGAUGCAGAAAAUGUAACUGAAUUGCUGAGGCGAUGCUCAUCGGCUGUCACGCAACAGAUCAAGGGCACGGGACACUCUGCUUCGGCGGCUCAUGUCCCCUGAGCCCUGUGGCCAGCAAUGCUAAAGCCAGCCCAGACCAAGCAUCGACGGACAGAGAAAAGCAACAAUUCUGCCCUGAAAGGAUGUCAGCCCUAAGGAGGGGAUUGGCCUCUCCCAUCCUCAAAGCCUAAUGAACCAAAUCAUCCACGUUUGUGGGAGGCUUUAGCAGGGGUGGAGAGGGGUAAGGAGAGAGCUCCAAGGAGGAAUGGCUGAUGAAGAGCCAAGGCUGUCUGUGUCGGACACUUUGCCAUUUAAACAUCCCAGCUCUCAGAUGCCACAGCGGAUCCAGAUGUCGCUGCGGCCCCAGACCUGCAGAACGGCGCAUGGGAGAAUGGUAGUGAGCCCCUAAGACCAUGCUCUACACAAUGACAUGGUGGCUCCUGGUCCUGGUCCUCCACCUGGUCCUCCUGAGCCCCCCGGGGGUGGCAGCCUGUCCUGCCCGCUGCGAGUGUGCCCCGCAGAUCAAGUCGGUGGUGUGUCACCGCAAGCGGCUCACCUCCAUCCCCGAGGGCAUCCCCACUGAGACCAAGAUUCUGGAGCUCAACAAGAACCGAAUCCGCUGCCUGAACCCAGGGGACCUCUCCCCGUACCCGCUACUGGAGGAGCUGGAUUUCAGCGAGAACAUCAUCUCCAAUGUGGAGCCGGGAGCCUUCAGCAACCUGUUCAACCUGCAGACCUUGCGGCUGCGGGGGAACCAGCUCAAGCUCAUCCCCCCAGGGGUCUUCACCAAGCUGACCAACCUCACCCUCCUGGACAUCAGCGAGAACAAACUUGUCAUCCUGCUGGACUACAUGUUCCAGGACCUGCGAAACCUGAAGAGCCUGGAGGUGGGUGAUAACGACUUGGUGUACAUCUCCCAGCGCGCCUUCUCGGGCCUGCUCGGCCUGGAGCAGCUGACCAUCGAGAAGUGCAACCUGACCUCCAUCUCGGCCGAGUCGCUCUCCUACCUCCAGAACCUGGAAGUGCUGCGGCUCCGGCACCUCAGCAUCUCUGCGCUGGAGGACCAAAACUUCAAGAAGCUCUACAACCUCCUGCAGCUGGAGAUCGACAACUGGCCCCUGCUGGAAGACGUCUCCCCCACCAGCUUCCAGGGCCUGAACCUCACUUCACUCUCCAUCACCUACACCAACAUCACAGCCGUGCCCGCUGCUGCCUUGAGGAACCUGGUGUACCUGCGGUACCUGAACCUGUCCUACAACCCCAUUAGCACUGUGCUGAAGGGCUCCUUCAAAGACCUCAUCCGGCUCCAGGAGCUCCACAUUGUGGGCGCUCUCUUGGUGUCUGUGGAGCCACAGGCUUUCUCCGGCCUCAGACAAAUCCGGCUGCUCAACCUCUCUAGCAACUUUCUCUCCACGCUGGAGGAGAGCACCUUCCACUCCGUCAACACGCUGGAGACGCUGCGGGUGGACAGGAACCCCCUGGCCUGCGACUGCCGCCUGCUCUGGAUCCUGCAGCGGCGGAAGACGCUCAACUUCGACGGGCAGCAGCCCAUGUGCUCCUCACCGCCUGAAAUCCAGGGCAAUGCCCUGCGCGACUUCCCGGACUCGGUGCUCUUCGAGUACUUCACCUGCCAGAAGCCCAAGAUCAGGGAUCGGAAGCUGCAGCAUGUGACGGCGCGGGAGGGACAGUCCGUGUCCUUCCUGUGCCGGGCAGACGGGGAGCCCGACCCCUCCAUUGCCUGGGUGUCGCCCCAGCACCGCAUGAUCACCACUCGCAGCACAGGGCGGGCGACCGUGCUGCCCGGGGGCACCCUGGAGAUCCGCUUCGCCCAGGUGCAGGACAGUGGCACCUACAUCUGCAUCGCCAGCAACGCCGGCGGCAACGACACCUACUUCGCCACCCUGACGGUGAAGGGGCGGCCGGCUGACGGCUCCCGCUUUGCCAACAGAACUUUGUACCUCAGCGAGUUCAACGACACCUCCCACAAUGACACGCAAGUCUUCUUGAAGUUUACGUUGGACCUCAAGACCAUCCUGGUCUCCACGGCCAUGGGCUGCAUCACCUUCCUGGGUGUCGUGCUCUUCUGCUUCCUCCUCCUCUUCGUCUGGAGCCGGGGCCGGGGGCAGCACAAGAACAACUUCUCGGUGGAGUAUUCCUUCCGCAAGGUGGAUGGUCCCACCACCACCACCGGCCAAGGAGGAGCCAGGAAGUUCAACAUGAAGAUGAUCUGAGCAUCUCCCAGAGGAGAACCGUUCACUGCCCGGCCCCAGGCAGGGCUGCAGUGGGAUGGGGCUGGGGGGUGUGGGAGCACCGGUGGCACCUGGGGCUGGCAGCGGGACCUCGCUGUGCUGGGGUGCAGCCAGAGGUGACAGGAGGAUCAGAACUACAUGGACCUCACGGUCAGGGAGUGAUGGCCCCACUGUCCCACCCCACAGUGAGCCCUCGGGGUGCGAUGGCUCAGGGGCUGUCCCGGCUCCAGGGGCUCCCAAUGUAGCCAACAGUUUUGCUACCAACUAUGCAUUUCUCCAACCAAGAGAUCAGCAGUACUUGGGCCUGGGAAAGAGAAAACAACUUCCUACUUUAUUCCCCAUUGCCCUUUUUUUUUAAGGGACUCUCCAAAAACUUUCCUGGUGGUUGUUUAUGGUUCUUGUCUUUCCUUGUUGAUUUUGGUUUUUUUUUCAGUCCAACAAUUUUAUUUUUUUAAAAAAUGAAUUUCCAAGAGAAAAGUCUUCCAGGGCGAUGCAGGACUGGGGUGCCCGGGGAGGUUGUGCUGAGCUGGGGGUCACCCCCAGCCCCUUGGCAAAGCCAGACCACCCAGGGCACGGCCAUGCCUUGAGAGCUUCUCAUCAGCAGAUUUAAGAUGUGGCAUCUGCAGACAUGGAUGCCUGGGGACAAUCCUGCACAAGCAAUAAUAACCCAUCCAAGGCCAGGCUCUGAGGAGCUGCAAGCAAGAAAAAGGGGGAAAAAAGGCAAAAUGAGGCCAAAGUCAUUAAAUUCAGGAAGAGCAGCCCCCGAAUGGUAAUGGGCCACAUCUUUGCAUCUGCCCAAGCUGCCAUGGCAGCAAUGGGAUGAAGGGAUGGGGAGAUCAAGAUUCAUAUGAGUGCAAAAGGCAUUUUUGUGUCCAUUUUCUUGGGCUUGCCAAAGUCUGCGGGAGAGCAGGAGCCGGCUCGUCCUGGCCAGAGAGACCAUGCAGUCCAGGGAACAAGAGGAGAGAGUUUGGAACGAGCAGCUCAAGAACCGACGGCAAAAGCAAAUGCUGGGAGAAGCUCCUGGCUGGCAUGUCUGAUUCCUGGCUGGCACGUCCAUCUCCUGGCUGGCACAUCAGUCUCCUGGCUGCUACGUCAAUCUCCUGGCUGGCAUGUCUGUCUCCUGGCCGGUACGUCCAUCUUUUGGCUGGCACGUCCAUCUCUUGGCCAGCACGUCCAUCGCAUCCACCUGGAUCCAGCACCCUGCAGCAGGGACACCGUAGGUCCAUGUCCCGAAGUGCUGGGCAGCACUGGCUUGGACUGGGGCCUCAGGGUUUUGGGUGGGAGAAGGAGCACAGCUGGAACAGCUGGAAGGGAAGAUCCUGGAUGGGAUAGAUGUCCCGGGGAGCCCAUCGCUUCCUCCUCAUCCUCCCACCAUGUGGACCCCAGGGGUUGCUGCAGGUCCCACCUCAGUCCCCGUUCCUGCAGGCACCUGAAUGGGCACGGCCUCCCGGGCACCCCCACAAGUGAGAGCGGCUGCUUGGGUUGCCCCCCGAGCCCUCUCCUGCUGCUCCCACCCUGUUCUUGCACCCAUGUGUGCUGGGUGCCCCCCAGCUGAGUCCCAAGGGGGAGAGGGGUAAAGGAGCUGGGGGUUCAAAACCCUCCUCCCCGAGGUGGUCCCUGCGCUUCCAGGAUCGGGCCCCCCAUUUUAGAAGGGGAGGUGCUGCCCCUCCCUCCCUUCCCACCCCUGCCAUGGGUCCAGCCGUUGCCGCAGCACCUUCCCAUGGCCGGUGCCACCAGUCCCCGAGCCGUGCAUGCCGUGUCGUACCAGGAUCCCACUGGUGUCACCCCUUGUUUGGUGUCUGGGGGGUUUUACCUGGGGGGUUGGGAAGGGGUCAGGGGGUCAGGGACAGCCCCCCCGCAGCCGGGAACAGAGGCAAGUUUGGGCAGCGCAGCCCUGACUCAGUUUUAUAUAUAACAAGCAUGUGAAAUGUAUUUGCGGGGGAAAAAGAAAAAAAAAAGGGGGGGGAAUUUUGUGGCUUGUUUGGUUUUUUCCCCCUUUUCAUUCUCCUUGUGGCUCAAGUAAGAAAAGCUGGAGUCAGGGAGGGAGCCUGACCUGGUCCAGCCCACUGCAAACCCAAGAGUGUCCCGGGGUUCAGGCAGAUGUUAAACCCCCAGAAUUCAAUUUAGGGUGAUCAUCCCUCUCAGAAAACCAGCAGGAAAACCCAGACUGGGAGAACUGGGGGGCUGGAGGUCGGGUGGAGCUGGAAGCACAGCAGGGAAGGACCCUUGUGAUGCCAAAGAGCAGUGGUUUAGUGACAUUGAAAGAACCUUGUUAAAAGAUUAAAUUCACCUACAUGUGCCAAACAAAGUGGAAGGAAAUCUCCCAAGUUUAAAGCAGCAAUGGCUGGAAACUCAGCAGCGGGUCAGUGCAGUGCCCGGUGGGGCUUGGGAUUUGCAGCCCAUCACCUGCUCACCGCCCUGCAAACCCGGAAUAACCGACGCUAAACCAACUUUCAGAGGGUACUAAGGUCCAUAUUAAUCACUAAUAAAUUAUUAAUGCACGUGUUAA